CUCAGCCUCGUCACCAAAACUCCCUCCCACAGCCUCGCCUCCCACCUCAUCCCCCAUUACCACCCUUCCACCUCUACCUCUCCAUCCACCACCACAAUCACACCCGUAAACGACACAACAAUGGACCUCUUCGGCGUCCAUGACCUCCCAACCUCCAAAUCCGCCUCCGCAGGCUGGGCCUACAUCCCCGACACCCUCUCCAGCGCCGCGGCCCCCGCCUCCCGCAAACGCGCCCGCCACACCGCCAGCGCGCACGAUCAGAGCGCCAGGCAGGAUGCGAAAAUCGCAAGGGACCUGGCGGCAUUGGAGAGGGAGGGGGGGGGGAGGGAGGUGAGUAUCCCGAUUCCGGUGGUGGUUAGGGGGAGGGAUGGGGCGGGGAGGGCAACACACGGCAAGGUAACCCCCGCCGUCCGCAAAAUCCUCCAAUCCCAAAAAACAUUCGCAAACCACCUCUCCGACGCCGAAGCUCUCGCUACUCUCGCCCCCCCUCCUUCCUCUGCCGCCGCCGCUGUCCCCUCCACAACCACAACCGCCGCCGCUGCUGCCACACCACCCCCAGCUCCCACUGCACCAUCUUCGAAACGCAAAUACAAGCGCCGCUCCCUCGCUGCUGGGUCGACUUCCACCCCUUCCCCAACCAAAAGCGAGACACCACAACCCCAACAGGAUACAGACAUGCCCGACGCAGACACAGGAACCCUUCUAGCAAUCGCCCCCCGCUUCACCCCCCACCCCGGCGACAGCGACCCCCUCCUGCGCUCACGGAUCCCCAGUAUGCCCACGUCAUCAGAAGUCGAGACCUUGUUAGCGGAGCGGCCUAGGGGGUAUUUGGAAGCUAAGGCGGGGUUUGAUGGGGCAACAGGAGGAGGAAGGGUGAAGGGAAGGAGGUUCUGUGAGGUUUGUGGGUAUUGGGGACGGGUGAGGUGUAUGGCUUGUGGGACGAGGUGUUGUGCUUUGGAGUGUUUGGGGGUGCAUAGGGAGGUGUGUUUUGGGGGGUAUGGUGCUUAG
Pseudogymnoascus destructans is the source of this 1008-nucleotide messenger RNA. RefSeq lists its product as uncharacterized. The record is from RefSeq and is a predicted model, not a curated record. The transcript is spliced from 2 exons. Gene Ontology annotation, molecular function: nucleosome binding. Gene Ontology annotation, biological process: chromatin remodeling. Bases 121 to 1008 code for a protein of 295 amino acids. Gene Ontology annotation, cellular component: Swr1 complex. Lineage: Eukaryota; Fungi; Ascomycota; Leotiomycetes; Thelebolales; Thelebolaceae.